Molecule: messenger RNA, 1593 nt
Organism: Clupea harengus (Atlantic herring)
Lineage: Eukaryota; Metazoa; Chordata; Actinopteri; Clupeiformes; Clupeidae
Product: endonuclease domain-containing 1 protein
Molecular function (GO): hydrolase activity; metal ion binding; nucleic acid binding
Source: RefSeq, a predicted model, not a curated record
ACAACAUCUAUACCCACGUGAACCAUGACCUGACACGACACUGAAAAUGGUCUUUUCUAAUUGGAGCAUGUUAGGUGAUGUGGUGAAACAGUUUAUGUGUGCUACUUUGCUUAUCUGCCCACCGGUCUAUAACAGCUCUCAUUCUCAUUUACUACCAGUCAGACCUCAUUCUCACUCUAUACCAGACACUUCCCAUUUGCUCUGGUUACGCGUUGUAUGCAGCAAUGCAUAUCCCUCUGACCUGGUUCUUGCUGGCCCUGGCUGUGUGGCACCCUGCUCCGACCGCCUGGUCAACCGUGGUUGAAGACUUCAACCAUGUGGAGAGGUGCAAGGACUCGCUGUACAUGGGCACCCCACCCCGGGGCAUCUUUGGUGCCAACCUAAAGAAAAUUUGCCAGCGCUACGCCGACAAACCGCGCUUUGUUACCCUCUACGACUCCAAAAAACGCAUCCCUGUCUACUCGGCCUACACCUUCAAGAAGACAGAGGGUGACAGGCGGGUGGAUUAUCCAUGGAUGUUCGAGCCUCAGCUUGCAGAGACAGAUGGCAAUGGAAACAUGAUGCCUUUUCCCACUGGAUAUUUGCACAUGAAGUUUGAAGACAGCCAGGCGGUUCUCGAUGAUUACUCUGAUGUGGUUCUCUACGAACGUGGCCACUUGAACCCAGAUCAACAUCAGUCUCACCCUCAUGACCGCGCUGCCACCUACACGCUGACCAAUGUCGUGCCAGAAAUCCGUGAGUUCAACAUCGGCCCGUGGCGUGAAUACGAGGAGCGCAUCCGCAUUCGCCUCAACAACUACUGCCGAGGCACUGCCUUCAUCGUGACGGGGGUGACCACAAGGGGCAACAUGAUCCGCCGCAACAAUCAAGAUCGCGUAGCCAUUCCCGAAGACAUCUGGUCGGCCUACUGCUGCACCGAGUACGACCGUAACGCACCUCACGACGUCCGCAUACGCUUCCCCUCGCACGGAGCUCUGGCCAAAAACUCCAAGGAGGGCAGCUCUGUGCAGGAGUUCACCGUGAUGGAGCUGGAGAACUUCCUGAAAUUCCACAUGAACGUGGACCAGAACCUGCAGAUCUUCUAUGACAACUGCAUCUCUCCCUCGCCUCUCCCCCUCUACCUGCACCACACCAUCUGACGCAAAUUGCCGACCUCCAGAGCCAAACCGCGCCGCCGCUCUCGGGGUCGGUGCUUCCCAUGAUCUAUGACUAUUUGUGUCUUCGGGUUUAUGAGAGUCAUCUUUUUUCCCAUAUCAUUUCUUAACUGAUAUGAUAAGAAAUUGCGGUUUAGAUUGUAGUCAUAGUUCACAAGCUUAUUGUGUGUCACAAGGUAAAAGAGGGUUUGAUAAGAUGCCAACAUGUACUUCUUUAUGUGAUGUAACAGCAGUUUGCAGAUGUUAGAGAUGGUUAGAGAUACAAUGUUAUGAGCUUCUUUCAUUUCCACUUAACGUGUUAACUCACCAUAUUUAACAAUGAUUGCAAAAGUUAUGAAUGGAUAAACUCCCCAUUGCCAUUCAAAUAUGUGCUGUCUCAUUUCCCUUGAUUGCUAAGAAGCCAUUUUUCUUUGACAUUAAAACACAGACAUAUUUCCAA